UAGCAUAUUUGACAGUUGACAUUAUUGUGAUAUUUUAGCGUCGGUUUAUUUCACCAAUUUUACACUAUUUAUUCAUAAAAUUCUACAAACUUUACUAAAGUAAUGUACAAUUUAGUUUUGUCAUAACCCCAACUGUAGCUUGUAAGUCGCAAACCGUUUCUUUAUUACGUGCAAAAUGAUGGGCUACGGCCCCAAAAAGGACGGAGGUCCUAACGUGAAAUAUUUCGAGUCGCCGGAAACCCUCGCAGCUCUCGAGCUUGUGAGGCAGUGGCUUCAGAAAAAUGGCAAAAAGUAUCUUCAAGCCGAACCUGUCACUAAUAAGAGUCUCUCCAUGUUGGUUUUGCAAUUGAUGCAAUUCCAGGAGGAUUUUUUGGGCAAAAACGUGCAAAAACCGCCCAUGAUUAGAAUCCCAGUGAGACAUUUUCUGGAUUUUAAGCCCGGGGGCUCCUUGUGCCACAUGCUUUUGGCAGCGUACAAGUUUAAGAGCGAACAUAAUUGGCGUCGAUUUGAAAUACCAACAGGAAAAAGCACUGGCAAGUUGGAGCGCGUUUUCGAGAUGUUGAAAUGCAUGGAAAAAGUUUUAGUCCAGAACAGGUUUUAUACAGUUCCCUCUGUUUACAUCCGGCCCGAAAUCGACAAGAAUCUCGCAGCGAAAUUACGCGAAAUUGUGUGUCGCAAAAUGGCUCAAGUUGCCGAAACUGAAGAAAUGGCCACUCACAUUUGCUACCCCCCUGUGGACCCAGUGGAGGAAGAAUACGGACGUCCUGUCUUCAAACGCGAUAAGAUGGUCAUGAUGCAUUGGUACUACUUCCCGAAUUCGUACGACGGCUGGAUUAGUUUAGAUAUUUCUGGUGAAGGUUUAAGUAACGACGUCCCAAGUCCUAGAACGGAAGCAUGGCGAGUAUCCUGUUCUUGGUUGCUGGAAACCGAUCAUUAUAACGAAUGGAUGGCAGAAGAAGACUAUGAAGUAAACGAGUUGGGCCAGAAGAAGAUUCACCCAUUGCGAAUGUCGGUCGAGGAUGUUAUGAACCCCUCAAAUGAUGACAGGUCAAAGAAGAAACAGAAGAGGAAACGAUCACCUUCACCACCAUCUAAAGGCGGGAAGCGUAAAAGUGGCCGAAGUCCGGCUAUUGGGAAGAAACAAAGACCUGAAGACAUGGAAACUGAAGACUUGACGAAAGAUAUGGAAGAGCCGACGCCCGAACCGAACAUAGUCGAAGUUAACUCGUCAAUGGCCAAUCAGAACAGUAAAAAAGACCAUGAAUUGCAACCUUUGAAAGGCGGCUCAGUCACCGAUCUUGAAGAAAAUGAAGAAAGAGGUGAAGAUUCGCAAACUGGCAAAAAUAGCGAUAGCAAUACUCAAGAUGAUGGACAAGAAGAUAACGUUACAGAACAAACCCAUCAUAUUAUAAUACCGUCAUAUUCGGCUUGGUUUGACUAUAAUGCGAUUCACGAAGUCGAGAAAAGAGCCCUCGCGGAGUUUUUCAAUGGUCGAAAUAAGUCGAAAACGCCGGAAAUUUAUCUCGCUUACCGGAAUUUCAUGAUUGAUACGUACAGAUUAAACCCGACUGAAUACAUAACUAGUACAGCUUGUCGUCGAAAUCUGGCAGGUGAUGUUUGUGCCAUUAUGCGAGUCCACGCUUUCCUUGAACAAUGGGGUUUGAUUAAUUAUCAAGUCGACACUGAUUCAAGACCCACACCCAUGGGUCCACCACCAACUUCCCAUUUCCAUAUUUUGUCAGACACUCCGUCGGGCCUUCAACCUGUGAAUCCCCCAAAAACACAACAACCGAGUGCGGCAAAAACCCUACUGGACUUAGAUCGGUCACAAGAUAUCAAAAAAGGAGACGGUAGCGAACAAAUGAAUAAUUUCGGUUUAAAACUGGAUCAAUAUGCGAAAAAACCGGCAGCAUUGAGAAACAAAAGUGCAGCAUCUUUGACUCGAGACUGGACCGAACAAGAAACACUUCUUUUAUUAGAAGGCUUAGAGAUGUAUAAAGAUGAUUGGAAUAAAGUUUGCGAGCACGUCGGCUCGAGGACUCAAGACGAGUGCAUAUUGCACUUUUUGCGUUUGCCUAUAGAAGACCCAUAUUUGGAAGAUCCGGACGCUGGGGGCGCUUUGGGGCCUUUGGCUUAUCAGCCAAUACCAUUCAGCAAAGCUGGAAAUCCUAUUAUGUCAACUGUUGCAUUUCUAGCCUCGAUUGUUGACCCUCGAGUCGCUGCGGCUGCAGCGAAAUCAGCAAUGAUCGAAUUUGCCAAUAUUAAAGAUGAAGUCCCUGCGGCCGUAAUGGACGCUCAUUUGAAAAAUGUCGAGGCGAGUUCAACCGAAGGCAAAUAUGAUCCUGCUGCGAAUCUAGCUUUGACUGGAAUCGCAGGAACCGCACCCGAGAAAGAAGAAGAAGAAAAAAUAAAGAAAGAACCAGAGAAUAAAGAAGAAGAGAAAACCCAAGAAGAAAAGAAACCUGAACCUGAAAAAGAAGAGAAAGAAGAUAAACCUGUUAAAAGUGAAACACCGAGCGAACCUGUCAAAACAGAAAAGCCUGAAGAACCGGAAAGAAAACCUGAAAGGACUGUUAAAGACAGCGAAAUGCAGAGUGCGGCGGCAGCGGCAUUGGCCGCUGCCGCAGUUAAAGCUAAACAUUUGGCGGCCGUAGAAGAACGCAAGAUUAAGUCUCUAGUUGCGUUGUUGGUUGAAACGCAAAUGAAGAAAUUAGAAAUAAAAUUGAGACACUUUGAGGAGUUGGAAACGACAAUGGAACGCGAAAGAGAGGGUUUGGAGUAUCAGAGACAGCAAUUGAUUACGGAAAGACAACAAUUUCAUUUAGAACAAUUGAAAGCUGCAGAGUUUAGGGCGCGACAGCAGGCUCAUCAGAGAUUGCAGGCGGAUCAAGGUCAGUGGGCGAUGCAACAACCACAAAUGACGCAUUCGGCACCGCCCAGUGAAGGAGCACCGACUAAUACGCCUACACCCCCAAGUCCACAAGCAGCAGCGGUGGCAUCACCAGCAGCGCCGCAUCAUUUAGGAUAGAUAGGAUAAGUAGUGGUAGGUCAUAAUGAAGGUAUUAAAUGAAAAUCGUAAUUUUAUGAUUUAUUUUCUUUAUAUUGGGUUUUUAUUUUUAUUACAUGUAGAUCAGAAAUCAGAGGUUCUUGUAUUAAACAUGUAUAAAACAUGGGUGUUUUUUUAAUCGCACACAAUAAAGCUAACAUUUGUUUGGAA
Molecule: messenger RNA, 3217 nt
Organism: Tribolium madens (black flour beetle)
Lineage: Eukaryota; Metazoa; Arthropoda; Insecta; Coleoptera; Tenebrionidae
Gene: mor
Product: SWI/SNF complex subunit SMARCC2
Exons: 3
Coding region: 176-3028 (950 amino acids)
Biological process (GO): positive regulation of DNA-templated transcription
Cellular component (GO): SWI/SNF complex
Molecular function (GO): DNA binding; histone binding
Source: RefSeq, a predicted model, not a curated record